GCGAGGGGAGCCGCUCGGAGCGCUGUCGCGUGCGCUCCUGGUCGCGCGCCCGUACGGACUGCGAGUGCGUGCCGCGGAGCCGCGCAGACAGAAGCGGCGCUUCAUUAUGCGUUCGGGGCGCGGGCUGCCAUGGCGGGCGCGUUCGCGAUGGUGAGCGCCGCCGGACGCGGCGGCGCUCGGCUUCUCCUCAGCGCCACACUCGUGGUCGCAGCGUUCGGCGCGAGAGCGGUGCGAGCGCAGAAAGGAGACGCCUGCGGGAAUACAGUUCUGGGGCCCCAUAGCGGCACACUCUCCUCCAUACGCUACCCGCAGACGUACCCCAAUCACACGGUGUGUGAGUGGGAGGUGCGUGUGGCCCCUGGCCAGAAGCUCCAGUUCAAGUUUGGCGACGUUGACAUUGAGGAUUCAAACUGCCACUUCAGCUACCUGCGACUCUACAAUGGCAUUGGCCCCGGGAGGACGGAGAUAGUGAAGUACUGUGGACUGGGCCUGCAGGUUCCUGACGUGAUCCAGUCCAGCGGCAACGAAGUCACGGUGCAGUUCAUGAGCGGGACUCACCAGUCUGGACGAGGGUUCCUGCUGUCCUACUCAACAACAGGGCACCCAGAUUUGAUCACUUGCCUGGACAAAGGAAUCCACUUCAUGGACGCCGAAUUCAGUAAAUACUGUCCCGCUGGCUGCUUGAUGGUCUCGGGGGAGGUUUCCGGGACAAUCCCACACGGGUACAGAGAUUCGUCCUCUGUGUGCCUGGCGGGCAUCCACGCAGGGGUGGUGUCCAACGCGUUGGGCGGCCAGAUCAGCGUUGUCACCAGCAAAGGCAUCCCGCGAUAUGAGGGUACGCUGGCCAACAACGUCACCUCUACCUUCGGUCCUCUGUCCAACAGCCUCUUCACCUUCAAAACCAGCGGCUGCUACGGGACGCUGGGCAUGGAGUCGAGCGUGGUUCGUGGCUUCCAGAUCUCCUCCUCCUCCGUGUGGGAGUGGAGCGACGAAAAUGGCCAGACGCACGUGUGGGCGCCGUCGGGAGCUCGGCUGAAGCAUUCCGGCCUUCCCUGGGCCGCCGCCGACAACGACCAGCACCAGUGGCUCCAAGUGGACCUGAAGAAGAAGAAGAGGAUCACAGGAAUCAUCACCACGGGCUCCACCCUCCUUGAGUACCAGUUCUUCAUCUUGGCCUACCGGGUCCAGUACAGCCAGGACGGCAGGCAGUGGCAGGCCUUCAGGGAGGCCGACAGCGACCAGGACAAGAUUUUCCAAGGAAACACCAAUUACCUCCAUGAAGUGCGCAAUAACUUCAUCCCCCCGAUGGAGGCGCGGUACGUGCGCGUCAGGCCCACCCAAUGGCAUCAGCGCAUCGCCCUGAAGAUGGAGCUGCUGGGCUGUCAGCUGCCGACAGUGUUGCCCCGUACCUUCCACCCACAGCCCACCAGACUGAGCACAGUUCCUCCGCUGCGGUCUGACAGGACCACCUUCACACCUGGCAUCCGAAAUACCACCAUGACCCCUAGUGACAGCAACAGUGUGGCGCUGGUGGCAGUGUUGGUGCCUGUCUUGGUCACUGGCCUAUCUUCUCUCAUCCUGAGCCUGUUGUGUAUCUGGCACUGCAGGAACAGGAAGAAGAGCACCAAGGGGGCUUAUGACCUGCCUCACUGGGACCGUACCGGCUUAUGGAAAAGCAUGAAGCAGUUCUUGCCAGCGAAGGUGUCGGAGGGUGACGAGUCGUCUGUGCGCUACAGCAGCAGCGGAGUGAGCCACCUGAGGGGACGUAAGGGUGCCCCUGUGGUGCAGGCCGAACCUGCAGAGUACGCGCAGCCCUUGGUGGGAGGUGUGGUCGGCACACUCGGCCAAAGAUCCACCUUUAAGCCUGAAGAAGGAGGCGACCCGGGUUACGCGGACCCCGACACGUACGACGCUCCUCUCACAGACAUAUACCAUGCGUACGCUGAGCCCCUCCCUGCUUCCGGGGCAGAGUAUGCGACGCCCAUCGUGGUCGACAUUGCAGGUUGCUCGGCUGCUGCGGGAACCCUGGGACAGGCAUCUAUCUCCACCUUCAAAAGGCCUGGCCCUGGGGCCCUCCUCGCAAGGACAGGUAGCGGUCACUCCGGGACGAACGCGCAGUACGACACGCCCAAGACUGCACCCGGACAGGCCCCGCUUACAGAGGACCUGGUCUAUCAGGUCCCCCAGAAUGGUACCCAGAAAGCACAAGAAGAGAGUAGCUGAAGGGAGCUGCAGAAGGAUGGGCAACUCUUCCCAUGACUUCCUGCCUUACCUCUCACCCUCUGACGUUAAUGCGGGCAGGUAGAGGCCGGACGCUCCCACAAACGCGAGAAGACCUGGGAUUGUUCACUGAGAGCACGUAGCCUUAUUUCACAGCGUCACCGACGUGGUAAAUGUGUACACACCGGUAUGUGUGAUCAGUGUAGAGCCUUCGAGGGCAUCACACCAUUCCAGUCCCGUCACUGAAACCAAGCCGAUGAAUGUUCACUGCUGUUUCUGCAGGCACAGCGCCUUUCGCUUUGGUCUCAUCUUUCAUUUUCCUGUAACGUCAAACUGUGAGGUUUUUACAUUCCGACAGAUUUUACUCUUUCUUGUUUUUUAAUCGUUUUCUACAUCGGGAAGCAACACUGAUUAGAUUCAGUCCGUUAGUCGAGGGGUGGGCAGAAUCAGUUUCUGGCCAAUGGGUUUCCUGAUCCUUUCUCUGCUGACUCAGCUCUUUUAUUCCCAUUGAAAUGAGAAUAUUGAGUCCCAUUUCUUCAGCCCUUGUGGACUUUAAUUGUCCAUCCCUGUUUUUGACUGCUUCUUUAAACAAAUAGCGAUCGGCAGCUUUUGUUCUUAUGGCACAUAGAAACUCGCACUUGUAUGUUCUCCAUAGAACACCGGGGUCAUUGGCCGAUUCCCAGCCUUCAUCCUUUUACAUCGCCCUUUCCAGAGGUCAUAUUAGGUGAAGGGGGGGGACCUUGAAUCUCUCAGAUUUUACUAUGGUACUGUUUGAAAAGCUUCCUUUGCUGUUUGAGCAGCGUGCUUUUCAAAUUGGUGUUUGAAGGUAGGGUGGGGGGGGGGGUCACCGCUUGAGUUUCAAAAUGUACUGUAUGCAUGAAAUUUCCAAGGUGACAGUGUUUUCUGGAAGCAUCAGAACACUUAUUUCCUGCUGAAAAGAGUACGGUUCAAUCCAGUCACUGUAGUCAUGCCACCGAGAAAUUCACUCUACUGUUGAGCUGUUGGCUUUGCCUCCUUAUGUGUUUCACACUGAGUGAUCAGUCGCCACAUAACUGUUGUUCACUGUUGGACAUGUUUGUUCUAGAACACUUGUACAGAAGCCAAAAAUUAACUAUUAGAGAUGUUCUAAUUGUGUGCCAAAGUAGUGUGACUGAUACAUAAUGCCAGUUUGUGGCAGUGUUAAUGCCUUUAAUACUUUCUCACAAGAUUAAAAUAUCUCACUAUUAGUUGGUUUGUGCAGCAUGAGGUGUAAUGAGCAUCAUUUGCCGGUGUCAAUGGCAUGUCAGUCAGGUGUUGUAUAUUUAGGUUUUCAGAUCUGAUUUUGCAUGCAAAAAUGCCCACGUAGGGAUUGUCAUUAUUGGAACUGCCAGACUUCAGGUAGUCUACUAGCAAAAAAGGAUGCAACAGCUCUCAAACUGUGAAGCAGUGAGCGAUUUAAUUUGCACAAAACUGAAGAUGCAUUUUGGUUAGUCUUCAUGCUGCCUUCAUUUCCAUUGAUACUGUUUGUGUAACGAUGUCAUAACCAGUCGCAUCCUGUGCAUUGUAUACGUGUCUCUCGUCACGUAAUAUAAAUGCGCUCUGAAGGCAUUUAGCCAGAAUGCGUCUCUUUUUAAAUUGUUUUACAAGGUUUGAGCGCCGUCCAAUCCUCCCCCCCAACUUGCAUUAAGCUGGGAUUCCAGCACCCGAGCGCCUCUUUAAUUGUGGCAUGGUUGUACCAUUUGAAAUGCAGCACACAACUUUAAAUAUGAAAGCGUCUCACUGUGAAUCUACUUAACUAUGAUGUACUCUGGAGGGUGAGGAUAUGUUCAUAAGUGUGUAACCGAUGUGAUUCAGCAGUUGUUAGUCUAGUUAACGGCUAGCUGCAAUAAGGUAUGUACAUAAGCUGGUGGAAAUCAUUGUCAAAAAUGAGACCCUUUCAUUAGCAGUUUUAGAUGUGCAAUGUAUUUGGUCUUCCAAUCACUGACUGUGGGUAGCUGUAAUGAAAAAUGUUUCAACUAAUCAAAUCGCAUGAAUGUACUCCCUGUUGUACCUCUGUGUGCUUUAGUCAGUGGUGUUAGACUGUAUAGAGAGAAUUUAAAAAUGUUUAUUGUAUGUUUAAUAAAUGGGUU
Molecule: messenger RNA, 4328 nt
Organism: Scleropages formosus (Asian bonytongue)
Lineage: Eukaryota; Metazoa; Chordata; Actinopteri; Osteoglossiformes; Osteoglossidae
Gene: dcbld2
Product: discoidin, CUB and LCCL domain containing 2
Exons: 15
Coding region: 130-2223 (697 amino acids)
Biological process (GO): wound healing
Cellular component (GO): plasma membrane
Molecular function (GO): signaling receptor activity
Source: RefSeq, a predicted model, not a curated record